Molecule: messenger RNA, 465 nt
Organism: Prorocentrum cordatum
Lineage: Eukaryota; Dinophyceae; Prorocentrales; Prorocentraceae
Source: the annotation of a GenBank genome assembly
AUGAUUCUCCCGGCGGAGUUCGCAGGCGAGAUACAAGGAGUGGGCAAGUACUGCAGGUCGCAGUUUCCGCUGAGAUUGGCGUGGGCGAUCACUGUCCACAAGUGCCAGGGCAUGACCCUCGACGGCGGCCACGUGGACCUCUCCCACCUUUUCGAGCCGGCGCAGAUGUAUGUGGCCCUCUCCCGAUUCAGGAACUUCUCGGAGCUGAGGUUGGAGGCGCUACCUCCGGCGGAUCGGCUGAAGCAGUUGGCCGGCAACGCCAGCGGCGCGAUGCGCAAGAGGGCUGCGCGGUUCCACGAGGAUCUGGAGCAGCCUCGCGCGAACUUGGCGACGACGACCGCCCACCCCGACGGCGACACCAGUGCCGACGAUAGCUACGCCGACUCCGCUGGCAGCGACACGGAUGGCGACACCAGCGCCGACGAAUUGCUGGUGCACCCCGAGCUGGGCCGCGAGGGCGCGUGA